This is a messenger RNA of Raphanus sativus (radish), 1370 nucleotides long. RefSeq names its product UDP-glucose 4-epimerase 5. The record is from RefSeq and is a predicted model, not a curated record. The coding region runs from base 150 to 1193 and encodes 347 amino acids. The transcript has 9 exons. NCBI's taxonomy places the organism in Eukaryota, Viridiplantae, Streptophyta, Magnoliopsida, Brassicales, Brassicaceae. Gene Ontology annotation, cellular component: cytosol. Gene Ontology annotation, molecular function: UDP-glucose 4-epimerase activity; RNA binding. Gene Ontology annotation, biological process: rRNA processing; galactose metabolic process.
CUUCGCUGGAUCACAAACAAACAAAACAGCCGAACAAUCCUAUAAAACCAUUUCUCUUAAAUCCUUUACAACACACAAUAAAGUUUUUGCCAAAAGAAAAACAAACAAUAAAAGUUUUUUUUUUAAUCUUUCGCUAAGUCUCGUGAACGAUGGUGUCUAAGAACGUUUUGGUAACCGGCGGUGCUGGAUAUAUCGGAAGUCACACCGUGCUUCAACUGCUCACCGGCGGUUACUCCGCUGUAGUUGUCGAUAACCUCGACAAUUCCUCCGCCGUUUCGCUCCAGCGCGUGAAGAAACUCGCCGCAGAACACGGCGAACGCCUCUCCUUCCACCAGGUUGAUCUCAGGGAUAGACCUGUCCUUGAGAAGAUCUUCUCAGAAACAAAGUUUGAUGCAGUGAUACACUUUGCUGGACUUAAAGCAGUCGGUGAGAGUGUAGACAAGCCUUUGCUGUAUUAUAAUAACAAUCUUGCUGGGACUAUUACGCUUUUGGAAGUUAUGGCUCAACACAACUGCAAAAAUCUUGUGUUUUCAUCAUCAGCAACUGUGUAUGGCUCACCAAAAGAAGUUCCUUGCACAGAGGAGUUUCCAAUCUCAGCAUUGAACCCAUACGGACGAACAAAGCUAUUCAUUGAGGAGAUCUGUCGUGAUGUAUAUGGCUCUGACCCGGAAUGGAAGAUCGUAUUGCUUAGGUAUUUCAACCCUGUUGGUGCACAUCCUAGUGGUGACAUUGGUGAAGAUCCUCGGGGUAUUCCAAACAAUCUCAUGCCUUUUGUACAGCAAGUCGCUGUUGGAAGGAGACCUCAUCUCACUGUCUAUGGAAGUGACUACAACACAACAGAUGGAACAGGGGUUAGAGAUUACAUUCAUGUAAUGGAUUUAGCUGAUGGACACAUAGCCGCUCUCCGCAAGCUAGAGGAUUGCAAAAUCGGUUGUGAAGUGUACAAUCUUGGAACUGGAAAUGGAACAUCUGUUCUUGAAAUGGUUGAUGCCUUUGAAAAAGCGUCUGGGAAGAAAAUCCCUCUGGUGACUGCUGGACGUCGUCCGGGAGAUGCUGAAGUUGUCUAUGCAUCAACGGAGAGAGCAGAAAGCGAAUUGAAUUGGAAAGCCAAAUACGGGAUUGAGGAGAUGUGCAGGGACUCGUGGAACUGGACUAGUAAUAAUCCUUAUGGAUAUGAUUCCUCUGAUGCCUGAAGAUUUCUCAUUAACCCUCGUUAUUCUUCUUUUCUUUUUAACUUAUUUGUCUACCUAUACCAUGUCCAUGUGUUAAACACUCACAGGAAAAAAAGCUGAUUUAAAGAAAAUAUUGAAGUUGCGUUGUAUAUUAUUAUCAUUUUAAUAAUAAUAAUAAUAAUAAUCAUAUCUUUACUG